Messenger RNA from Podarcis lilfordi (Lilford's wall lizard), 834 nucleotides. The record is from the annotation of a GenBank genome assembly. Lineage: Eukaryota; Metazoa; Chordata; Lepidosauria; Squamata; Lacertidae.
CUCACUUAUGGAUCAUUCUUGCCAGUCCAGGAUGAAAAACUGCUAUUCUCUUUUUUGUACCAGAUGGUCCCAAAUGAAGCCCAACAAAACAUAGGUGUUGUGCAGUUAUUUCAGCAUUUCAGAUGGUCAUGGAUUGGACUCUUUGCUGUGGAUGAUGACAAAGGGGACAGGUUUUUACAGACUAUGGUGCCAAUCCUUUCCCAGAAUAGCAUCUGUUACGCCUUUAUAGUAAGAAUACCAAAAUGGAAUUAUGUAGAUGAGCUGGUAGAUUUGCUUAUACAGCAGUGGAAAAACUAUGAAAUGGUCAUUCAGAGAAAAGCCAAUGUGUUUUUUGUAUAUGGAGAACCUCCAUCCUUUCAAAUGUUGAGAACAUUGCUGUUUCUAGCACCUUUCUUGUCUUUUCCAUCUCUGGGUAAAGUGUGGGUUAUUACAUCCCACUGGGAUUUUGCAUCUAUUUCUUUUCAAAAGAUUUGGGAUAUACAGACAUUCCAUGGCUCCAUAUCAUUGACAGUUCAUUCAAAUCAGCCAUUAGGAUUCCAAAGGUUCAUUCAGAUGGUAAGACCUGCCUGGGCCAAAGGAGAUGGCUUUAUUCAGGACUUCUGGGAACAGGCGUUUGGCUGCUCAUUAAAGGAGAACAAAACCUGCACCGGGGAGGAGAAGCUGGACAGCAUUUCAGGGGUUUUGUUUGAAAUGAAGAUGACUGGCCAUAGCUACAAUGUCUACAAUGCUGUCUAUGUUGUGGCACAUACUUUGCAUGCCAUAAAUAAAUUCAGAUCCAAGCAUAGAAGAUUGGAAGGGCAGAAACUGACAUUUCAGAAUGUGCAACCAUGGCAG